AUGACAUUGCCAGCCACCUACUACGCCGUUACUCAGAGAAUCUGCGCCUUGAACAAUCAUGGUGUCAAGAGCUUGCAAGCUGGAGGGACGGCAAGAGCAGAGGAGUACUUCGGUGAAGCCAUUGUUCUCUCCAAAGAACUGAUUGCUUCUUCGGCACAGCACUUGGACGAGGAUGACUUUAUGCGAUAUACUAACCAAACCAAAGAAUGUUGCUGCUCUUGUCCAGCUUGCCAGAUCCGUCCAUCGACCCAAGAGGAAGAAAUGGACGCCCCGAUUUACCUAUACAAUCGCACUCUUAUGCUUCCCCAGAGACCAUGCCAUGUCCAAACCCUGGAAUCUUCCUGUCUCAACUGUGCUGUGAUUCUCUUCAACAUGGGUCUCAUGAACCACAUGAUGGGCUUGAAGAAUCAAAAAAUCCCUCAAGCCCUGGCAAGAGCGGAAGCUUUCUAUGAACGCAGCAUACUUCUGUUGAAUGGGGUGCCCAGGUUGGCUGCCCAACGCAACGAAACGGCAAUCCUGAUCAUUACCGCCACGGGCAAUAACUUGGCGCAAAUUGCUCUGGAGAACGGUAACAUCGCUGUCGUACGGAACCGCCUCAAGUUUUUGAAUGCCAUCUUGCGAGGACCCAACGAAACCCUCCACAGUGUGCUCACCACAGUCGAAUGGACUGGGAUUCUGUCCAAUGUUUUGCUGAGAAAUGGACUGAAUGCCGCACGAGCUGCCUAA
Messenger RNA from Cylindrotheca closterium, 726 nucleotides. NCBI's taxonomy places the organism in Eukaryota, Bacillariophyta, Bacillariophyceae, Bacillariales, Bacillariaceae. The record is from the annotation of a GenBank genome assembly.